AUGUGGGGGAAGACGGGUAUCGUUCUAAUUCCUUUAGCCUUGAGCUUGGCCUCUGCUAAUUCCGUGCAGCCCGACUUUAUCGAAAAUGUAAUAAAAAACGCGGGUGACUCCCGCAUCGUGUCUGGCUGGGAGGCGGAACCCGGUCAGCACCCGCACCACGCUUCCCUGCGCAUGGUGAACUUUCUUGGAUUGGUCAGCGCCUGCGGGGGCUCCGUCGUCCAUCGCAACUGGGUGAUCUCGGCCGCCCAUUGCACCGCCGGUUCCAUCACCUUGGUGGUACGCGCGGGAGUCACAAACCUCACCACGCCCGAGUACAUCUUCGAGACGAAUGAGUGGUACAACCAUCCCUCGUACAACGACCUGCUCCCCUCCGUGGUUCAGCCCAACGACAUCUCUAUCGUGCGCCUACAACGGCCCGUCGUGUACACUCAAAACUUGCGACCAAUCCGCGUACAGCCAGCUUCGGACGCGUUCAGAAAUUACGACGGCGAAGUCAUCUACGCCAGCGGUCAUGGCAGAACGUGGACAGGUGGCACCGCCCCUGAAGUCCUGAACUGGGUAUACCUCCGCGGGGUGUCGAACCCUUCAUGCGCAUCCGUCUUCGGCAGCAUCAUCACGACCACCACGAUCUGUGCCCGUUUCUUCAACGUCACAUCACAGUCCAUCUGUCAGGGUGACAGUGGAGGUCCUCUGGUUCACGUCGGCGCUGACGAUGUACCGACCUUGAUUGGCGUGAGCUCUUUCGUUGCCGGCGGAGAUUGGGGUUGCCAUUCUGGGUUGCCAGGCGGUUUCAUCCGUCCGGGACCCUUCCACAGUUGGUUCUAUGACGUUACGGGGAUAAACUUCGACGGUCUGGAGGAGGAGGAGGAAACCACCACUACAACCACCACAACCACAACUACAACCACAACCACCACCACCACAACGGCAGCUCCGACACCCACCACGACCACUACCACAACAACAACGCCAGCUCCUACAACCACUACAACUACUGAUCCCAGUACCACGACCGCUGCGCCAACCACGACCACGACCACGACCACGACGACCACCGAAGCGCCAGAAACCGAAGAGCCAGAAGAAGAAGAGGAAGACUCGGGUUCAGAAGAAGACCCGGAGUUAUCCGAAUUGCUUAAGAAAUUGGAGGUCAAAGUUAAAGUAAAGGUCAAACUAAGCAAGAAUCAGAUUAAAAAACAUGAACACGAACAUAAAGUUAAGCUG
Iphiclides podalirius (scarce swallowtail) is the source of this 1224-nucleotide messenger RNA. The record is from the annotation of a GenBank genome assembly. Lineage: Eukaryota; Metazoa; Arthropoda; Insecta; Lepidoptera; Papilionidae.